Molecule: messenger RNA, 11354 nt
Organism: Cherax quadricarinatus
Lineage: Eukaryota; Metazoa; Arthropoda; Malacostraca; Decapoda; Parastacidae
Gene: sll
Product: adenosine 3'-phospho 5'-phosphosulfate transporter 1
Biological process (GO): transmembrane transport
Cellular component (GO): Golgi membrane; endoplasmic reticulum membrane
Molecular function (GO): 3'-phosphoadenosine 5'-phosphosulfate transmembrane transporter activity
Source: RefSeq, a predicted model, not a curated record
GAAUACCAGAACUCUGAAGGCAGUAUUGGCCACUUCAAAGACUCCCAAUUCUUGGUGUUUAUCAAUCGCAUUUUGGCCUUCAUGUUAGCAGCUACUUACCUUGGAUUUACUAGACAACCAAGGCACACAGCACCCAUCUAUAAAUAUUCAUACUGCUCAUUUUCAAAUAUUAUGAGUUCUUGGUGUCAGUAUGAGGCACUCAAAUUUGUUACUUUUCCCACACAGGUGUUGGCCAAAGCAUCAAAGAUUAUCCCAACCAUGAUAAUGGGCAAGAUUGUCAGUGGAAAGAAGUAUGAGUACUUUGAGUAUGUGACAGCUAUACUUAUUUCAGCUGGUAUGACAAUGUUCCUCUUAGGAUCAACGGAAUCAAAAGCAAGCUCAAGCAGCAGCACCACUUUAUCUGGGAUCAUCAUCCUUAUAGGGUACAUGUCAUUUGAUGCCUUCACCUCUAACUGGCAAGGAGAGCUCUUCAAUCAGCACAAGAUGUCAUCUGUACAAAUGAUGUGUGGUGUUAACCUGUUUUCUUGCCUUUUCACCACUGCUUCUUUGAUGCAGCAAGGCAGCUUCAGUUUGUCUUUUAAAUUCAUGCUCACUUAUCCAGCAUUUUUCUGGGACAGCCUUAUUCUUUCAAUCUGUUCUGCUACCGGCCAAAUGUUCAUCUACCACACUAUCUCUGUCUUUGGCCCUGUAGUCUUCAUCAUUAUCAUGACUAUACGUCAGGGCUUGGCUAUACUUUUGUCAUGCAUCAUUUAUGCCCACCCUGUGUCUGUGAUGGGCAUUUUGGGGAUCAUCAUAGUCUUCACAGCCGUCUUUUUACGUGUUUACUGCAGUCACCGACUCAAGCAGAUCCAACAGAGGAGAGCAGGGGGAGAUGCAUCCAAGGUCUAGGGCCUAUUGCUGUCUUGUGUGUUGAUGGCUUGAAGCUUCCCAAGUUAUGUGCCUGAGUAGUUGUUGAUCCACUGCUGAAACUUGGUGGUUUAUGCAGAGUUUAUCUUUUAAAUAUUUAAUAUUAUACAAUAAUUUUUUAUAUAUUUAUUAUAUACUCUUAGAUUUUUAAGACUGAGGGACAUUAAACAUGUUUUACCCACCAUAAAGUUUUUUAAAAUGCAAGGAGAUCCAGAAAUUAAUAUGAUGAAUUAUAAUUUAUAAGGAUUCUUUUAUUGAUAGAAUUUAAGAAUGAAUAUGAAUUAUAUAAAGCCCUUGCUAAAAAUCAGUGAAAAUAAAUUGUUGAGUUUGUUUCAAAUGCUGAAGGUAUUUAGUAGUAGGGAUUUGCCUUUGAGACAUGAAAGCAGUGAAAUCAGGCUCAGGUGUACAAGUGACUUUUUUGUUAAAAGUGUGUAAGCUUUUCUUUGAUUAAUAAGUUGGUCCAGAAGAACUUUAAGAGGCAUGUAACUUCUCCCGUCUUCUAAUAACAUGCUCUUUUUUCCACUAUAAUCUUCCUUGUCAGUAAUUACUAUCGCAUUUGCUUUUUUUUUUUAAGGUGAAGUUUAGGAUCUUUCUUUAAUUCAUGGUAUAACUUAACAAAUAUUAGAGAAAAGCUCAGACCUCUGCAACACAAUUGUCCUUAAAGAUUUGUUAAGUUAUACCAUGAAUUAAGGAAAGAUCCUGGACUUCACCUUAAGAAACAGACAAAACAAAUACAAUAGUAAUUAUGGACAAGGUAGAUUAUAAUGGAAAAAUGAGCAUGUUAUUAGAAGACAGGGGUACUUACGUGCCCCUUAAAGCAAACACAAGCAUGCAUGCACAAGAAACAUACAGGGACAUAUACGCAGCUGUGACGUACCAAUGACCAAUUUCGAACAUACAAGGACAUAUACACAGCUGUGACAUACUGAUGACCAAUUUCAUUUUUUUUUUUUCACUCUGGCAAUCUGACCUGAGAUCAGGCUUUCCUGCUGAUUGCCUGUUAAACCAGGCUAUUGCUUUUUGCAACCUACUGGCUCACAUAGCCAUCAUAACUUUGUUGACCACACAAGUAAGUCAAAAGUUAGUGGCGGGACCAAGAAUGGGAGCCCUCUUACACCCCACUUCCCUCAAAGUUCAAUAGUUAAUUGCAAUAUAAUAAACAUGUGUUAAUAUAUGUAACACUGGCAUGGAAUUUCUACCUCCUCAGACAUGCUGUAUAAGAAAGCUCAAGGAGUUUGAGAGAUUUGCUACCACACUAAGUCAUGAUAAUAAGGAUUUAAAUAAUAAGAACAGACUUCAAGAACAGAGUCUCAUAACAAUGGAGAUAUGAGGGGGCAGGGAAUGUGAUCACAGUGUUAAAGAUACUCAGAGAAAAUGGCUUGGUGCUUUUUUAGUGAGAUAUUUCAGAGAUAUUUACAAAGGAAUCUAUAGACUGAAUGUUAUGUGAUAUGAUGAGAGUAUGAAGAUUGAAAGUAAAGUGCAAAAGAAAUGCUGUAGUAUAUGAAAAAGUUUUCAUUUAGCAAAUGGAAUGUGCUUGAUGCAUUAUACAGAUAGGGAAAUGUUAGAAAAGAUGUUCACAACAUAUGUUAGAACCUGUUAAUUUACUCAGAGUUUAUCUUUUUAAUAUUUAAUUUUGUGGUAAUUUUCUAUGUAUUUGGUAUAUACUUUUAGAUUUCCUAAAACUUUAGUGAUAUCAAACAUGCCAUACUUUAUUCCUUAAUGCUGAAUUUUUGAAGAGUUUUUGAAAAUGCAAGGACAUCCAGAAACACAUACGAUAAACUAUAAUUUAUAAGUAUUCUUGUAUAUUGAUAGAAUUUAAUAUCAGCACAAAUUACAUAAAGCCCUUGCUAAAAACAAUGAAAACAAACUCUUAAUAGGGCUUGUAACAGUUACUGAAGCUAUUUAAUAUUGCUGACCUGUCAAGUGUACAAGCAGUGAGAUCAGGCUUGGGUGUAUAAGUGACAUAUUUGUUAGACAUAUAUAAGCUUUUCUUUGAUUUGGAAGUUGGUCCAUGAAACAUUAGAAGCAAAUUCGUAAGUAUGCAUGCAAACAAACAUGUGAAAUAUUUAUGACCAGUUUCUGCAUUUUUUCAACCCUUGCAGCCUAACUUGAGAUCAGGCUUCCCUGCUGAUUGCCUGUUCAAUCAGGCUAUUGCUGAUAGCAGCCUGUUGGUCCAUAUAGUUAUCAAGGCUGGCUGAUCACAUCAGUAGGUCAAAAAUUAAGUGGUGGUACCAAGAACUGGAGCUCACUCUCCCUACCCCCACAAGCUUAAGUAGAUAAUUACAAGAUAAAGAGCAUACAAUAUGUUAAGUCAGUAUUAAUGUAUGUAACACUGGCAUGGAUACCAUACCUCCACAGAGAUACUAAUACAAAGCUCAAGGAGGUUGAGAGAUUAGCUACCAAGAUAAUUUAGAUCUAGGAUCUAAGUUACAAGGACAAACUACAGUAACAAGCCUCACAACACUUGAGGUAUGAGGGAACAGAGGGCAUGUGGUCAUAAUAUUAUAGAUACUCAGGGAGUAUGUCAUAGUACUUCUUUGUGAAUACUGUAUAAUAAUAGUACUCAUAUCUUGACAAGGGAAAUACAGAUAGACUGAACCAUGUACAAUGAAGCUGUGAGAAUAAAGAAGGAAACUAAAAGGGAAACUGAGCAACAGAAAUACUGUACAUGCAGGAAAUUUUUUUAUUUGAGGAUAUUGAGCAAAUGGAAUACACUAGUUACAUGGAUGGGAAAAUGCUAAAAACAUUGUUCACAUUGUAUGUUAGAACAAAGUUGGAAUAUGUAGCAAUGGUAUGGUGUACUCGAUUUAAACACCCGGACAAGAUGAAGAAAAUGUUCAAAGAGAAGCUGCAAUAUGGCUACCAAAACUGAACAUUAUGAAGAAAGGCUAAAGGCAUUAGAAAUGCCUUCUUUGGCUGAGGAGGAACAGAGGAGAACUGAUAACAUUAAUAACAAAAAAAGGCACAAUACCGUGACUGGAACAAUACACAAAUAACCCGCACAUAAAAGAGAGAAGCUUACGACGACGUUUUGGUCCGACUUGGACCAUUGACAAAGUGACUUUGUCAAUGGUUAUGUGCGGGUUAUUUGUGUAACUGGUAACAUUUUUUUAAAAUGAUUUAACAAAAAAAAAUUUAAGAUUUUCUUGCACAGUCAUCAAGGAGAACAAGAGAAUAUUGUUAUAAAUUUAGAGAACAGGUGCCAAGAACAAUACGGUAGGGCCCCGCUUUACGGCGUUCCGCUAAUACAGACAUUUCAGAUUAUGACCAUAAUUUGCUAUACAGCUCCCCCCCACCUGACUUUCUAAUACAGUGACUGUGCACCACCUGGUUGGUUUACAUUAUCCAUGAGCUCCGUGUCUCUCCCUUAUGGAAACUUUCCAAAAUUUCAAGCGUUUUGAAGUUAUUUCAUAUUUUAUAUCUUUUUUUUCAACAAACCGGCCAUAUUCCACUGAAGCAGAGUGGCCCAAAAAGAAAAACAAAAGGUUUUGCUUUUUAACUUUAGUAAUGUAUACAGGAGAAGGGGUUACUAGCCCCUUACUCCCAGCACUUUAGUUGCCUCUUAUGACAUGCAUGGCUUAUGGAGGAAGAAUUCUGUUCCACUUCCCCAUGGAGAUGAGAGGAAAUAAACAAGAACUAGUAAGAAAAUAGAAGAAAACCCAGAGGGGUGUGUAUAUAUAUACUUGUACAUGCAUUUAUAGUGUGACCUAAAUGUAAGGAGAAGUAACAAGACAUACCUGAAAUCUUGCAUGUUUAUGAGACAGAAAAGAACACCAGCAAUCCUACCAUCAUGUAAAACAAUUACAGGUUUCCAUUUUACACUCACUUGGCAGGACUGUAGUACCUCCCUGGGAGGUUGCUGUCUACCAACCUACUACCUACCAAUUUAUAUAUUAUUAUUAUGAUUAUUAUUAACACAGCCGUUUCCCACCAAAGAAGGGUGGCCCGAAAGAGAAAAACUUUCAUCAUUCACUCCAUCACCAUUUUGCCAGAGGCAUGCCUACACUACAGUAAAUUAACAUAAAUAUGAGAUGUUUUUCUAGUCAUCUUGUCAGAGUGUCAGAAAGAAUAACAUUUUCUCUAGUUCAACUUUAGAAAAUUAUUCCUUUUGUAUGCCUUCAUUCAUAGUGUCAUUCUUUCUAAAAAUGUUGAGUUACACGAGAAUGGGAGUGUUGCUCUUCAUUUAUUCUACUGUACCAAAGUGGAGACAACUCGUACACAGUUUAAGUUGUUUGUAUUAUGGUAUAAGCUUCACAAAUAUGGAAAUGAGUAACUCUGUCUGACUUUUUUGGGUUAUCCUAGGUAAUCUACACAUAUGCUGCUAUGUAUGAUAAUCUAUUUAACUGUAUUUAUGUAUACCUGUACCUGAAUAAAAACUGACUCACAAACGUAGAAAUGAACGUGUAUGAACCAUAACCAGAUGCGUUCAUCUGUUUGUUUACAUACUCUGCAUCUCUGUCCUCUCUCAUUUACUAGUUCUCUCAUUCUCAUUUAUUUGUUUACUCACUUCUCACCCUAUAUUAGGACUACAGAUGAGUGUACUGUAUAUGCAUUUUAUUGCUCUAGGAUGCUUUAAAUGUUUAUUACAUGUGGGUGGGGUGGACAUACCUACCACACCUGAUGUCUUACAAACUACUUACCUCUCACCAUACAUUAAGACUACAAAUAUUUUAAGGUAAGUAAUGAUUACGCUGUUUGUGUAUUUUACUUUUAAUUGUUUUUUAAUGCCUAGUUCUAUUGCUAACUUAAUAUAUGUUAGUGUAAACUUGUUAUCUGGCAUUUAUAUCAUUUAUAAGUAGAAAAAAUGGUGUUCUACUUACCAGCAGUAGCCUGGAACUUAACCUACUGUAUAAGUGGGGCCCAACUGUACAUAAAAAUUGUUCUUCACAGCUGUAAAACAAUGGAAUGAGUUAACCCUUUGACUGUUUACGCUGUAUAUAUACGUCUUACGCGCCACUGUUUCUGACAUAUUAAUACGCGCAAAUUCUAGCGGCUUCAAAUCAAGCAGGAGAAAGCUGGUAGGCCCACAUGUGAGAGAAUGGGUCUGUGUGGUCAGUGUGCACCACAUAAAAAAAAUCCUGCAGUACGCAGUGCGUAAUGAGAAAAAAAACUGACCGUUUUUUUGGAUUAAAACGCCGACUUUGAGGUGUAUUUUUGUAUUACUAUACUUAUCGUUGUAUUCUCAUUUUCAUGGUCUCAAGUGAUAAAAUGGAAAACAUAUUACAGAAAUAGAGAUGAUUUUGAUUACUUUCACGAUGAAAACGACCUUGAAAUUGAGCUCAAAGUAGCGGAAAUGUUCGAUUUUUACCAAUGUUCAGGAGUAAGCAGAUCACACCACAAGUCCAAUACACGUCAACUGGGGAGUCUAAUAUUCUUUCACUAGUGCACUUAUAUUAUUUAUACCAUUUUUACAAUAAUGCAGUAGUCUGCAUACCAGUAAAUUUUGUAUUUUUUUGUAUGAAUAAAAAAUCAAAAUAGAAAGCAAUAGUAAUAUAAGAAGGGCCUAGAGAUGUGGCUAAUGAACAGAAGAAAUGUUAUUUUAGUGCCAAGAAUGUCUACAUUGUUUAUUCGGGACCCUAUUUUGAAAUUGGCAUCUUUUUUAAUUUGUGUGAAAUUGGCCAAAUUGCCAAUUUCUGACCACUUUAUUGGGUAGCUCAAAUCGGUAAAUGGGCGGUUUCUUGUACUCAACUGAUAGAUAAAAUGGAGUUCUAAAGAAAUAGCUAUGAGUUUGGUUGACUGGAACAACAGAAUUGGCUGUAAACAGGGCUCAAAGUCAGCAAAAUCACCGAUACGUAUAUGUCGCCGAGACCGCUAAUUUCACGGGAGAGUAAUUCCGUGAGUUUUCGACCAAAUUUCAUACUUUUGGUGUCAUUACCAUCGGGAAAAGAUUCUCUAUCAUUUCAUAAGAAUUUUUUUUUUUUUUUUUUUUUUUAAAUUUAUCGACAUAGAAUGACAUUUCAGAAAGGGGCCUGCGACAGUCAAAGGGUUAAAAAGCUCUAAAAAAAAUUUUUUUUUAACAUGUCAGCUGCUUCCCACUGAUGCAGGGUGACCCAAAAAAAAAAGAAAACUUUCAUCAUCAUUCAACACUAUCACCAUCACUCAUACAUAACCACUGUCUUUGCAGAGGUGCUCAGAUACGACAGGUUAGACGUCCCUCCAAACUGCCAAUAUCCUAAACCCCUCCUUAAAGUGCAGGCAUUGUAUUUCCCAUUUCCAGGACUCAAAUCCGGUUGACUAGUAUCCCUGAAUCCCUUUACAAAAUAUUACCCUCACCCACAAAACCACCUUUACCCCCUCCCUCCAACCUUUUCGGGAAUGACCCCUACCCCACCUUCCUUCCCCAAUGGACUUAUAUGCUCUCCAAGUCAUUCUGCUUUGUUCCAUUCUCUCUAAAUGAUCAAACCACCUCAACAACCCCUCUUCAGCCCUCUGCCUAAUACUUUCAGUAACUCCACACCUCCUAAUUUCCACACUACGAAUUCUCUGCAUAAUAUUUACACCACACAUUGCCCUUAGACACAAUAUCUCCACUGCCUCCAGCUAUCUCCUCACUGCAGCAUUUACAAUCCAUGCUUCACACCCAUAUAAGAGUGUUUGCCACUAUACUCUCAUACAUUCCCUUCUUUGCCUCUAUGGAUAACGUUCUUUGUCUCCACAGAUACCUCAAUGUACCACUCACCUUUUUUCCUCCAUCAAUUCUAUGGUUUACUUCAUCCUUCAUAAACCCAUCCGCUGACAAAUCAACUCCCAAAUAUCUGAAAACAUUCACUUCUUCCAUACUUCCUUCAAUGUGAUAUCCAAUUUGUCUUUAUCUUAUUCGUUUGAUACCCUCAUCACCCUACUCUUAUCUAUGUUCACUUUCAACUUUCUACCUUUACACAUCCUCCCAAACUUGUCCACUAACCUUCACAACUUUUCUUUAGACUCCCCCAAAAGCACAGUAUCAUCAGCAAAAAGUAACUGUGUCAACUCCCAUUUUGUAUUUGAUUCCCCAUAAUUUAAUUCCACCCUCUCCCCAACACCCUAGAUGGAGUUGUAAAAGAAGUAAUACUAAAAAAAAUAUUUGAUGAAUUAAAUGCUAAAGAUGGGACACCAUGAGCUGAGCUCUGCUCUUAUACCUACUAAUGUGCAAUAUUAAACAGUUAAUAACCCGGACACCUGCCUGUAAUUACCGGCAGUAUGAUUAUUCAGCACUCAUUACUUUCAGUUUGGCCAAUCUUUCUUUCAGCAGUUACUUGUACCUCUCAGUAGGCAUCAUUUUCUCUCAUUUCCACUUUUUUUUUUUUUUACCCACUGAUCCCAUCCUCUUUGUACUUUUACCUUCUUAUACUAACUACCAUGGAAUAAUGAUCAGACAAACCAGUCACUCCUUUAGAACAAUGUUAAUUCAAGAGUCUACUUCAUAACCUGCCCACUAACAAUCUAGCAGGCUAUGCUUAUCAUACUUUGUCUUUUGAAAUGUGUAAUUCUUAUUGCAAAACCCAUUUCUAAGCACAAUGCAAUAAAAGGCCUUCAUUAUCAUUUAUGUCUUAGUGGUUAGCUAAUUUACCUUGAAUGAAUGACCACUAGGCAGGGGAUUAUUCUAAAGUAUUAACCUGUAAUGUAUUAUGCUUCAGUUCUAGUGCCGAUGAUUUGACAAAGAAAAUGAAUCUGUUUAUAACAUUUUUUAUUACCAUAUAAGUUUCAAAAUAUUUUUUUAAAUUACUGAAUGUCAGGCCCCUGAAAUUUUAACUACAUACUAUAGUCCCACUUCAUCAAAAAUUCUUCAGAUAUGUGUAUAAAAACAAUUUAACAUGGUAGACUUUAGGAAAGUAUAUGCUGUACUGUACAGUAUAUCAUUAUAUGAAGAUUUAAACAAAAUUUUUAUUUUCCACAAAAAUAAUAAUAAAUUGGAAGUAAAGCAUCAUAUAAUGCACAGUAAUAUAUUCAAAUAUAGUGGACCCCCGACUUACAAUAUUAAUCCAUUCCUGAGAGCACAUCGUACAAUGAAAUUAUCAUAAGUCAAAUUAAUUUUCCUCAUAAGAAAUAAUAGAAAUCAAAUUAAUCCAUCAAGACACCCAAAAGUAUGAAAAAAAAAAUUUUUACCACAUGAAAUAUACAUUUUCCUACACACAAAAAGGAUACAUGCACAAUAUAUAUUGUGCAUGUACUAGUGUACUAAAUGAAGAAUAAAUGACACUUACCUUUAUUGAAGAUGUGGUGAUGAGUGAUGAGACACUGUGUCCUGGGAGUGCCUUUUCCUCCUGAUUAAUGUAGGUCCUGUUUGGCAUUUUCUUCCAGAACAGGCCUUAUCACCAAUAUGAGCAUUAGUUCCAGGCAUUUUUUCCUGUUCACCUGGGUGUUAGUAGACUGGUGUGGGUCGUAUCCUGGGGGACAAGAUUAAGGACCCGAAUGGAAAUAAGUUAGAGAGUCCUCAAUGACACACUGACUUUCUUGGGUUAUCCUGGGUGGCUAACACUCUGGGGUUAAUUGUUUCUCGGUAUUCUCAGUAAGCCACACCAAUAACAGUCUCUUCACAUCUUCGAGUGGUACAGCUGACCGUGGUGCAGCAGCAGCUGACUGUGGUGCAGCAGCAGCUGACUGUGGUGCAGCAGCAGCUGACCAUGGUGCAGCAGCAGCUGACCAUGGUGCAGCAGCAGCUGGCUGUGGUAUGAUAGUAUUUUGAUAAUAUUUCUCACCUUUUUUACCACGGUGGGCACUAGAAGCUUUCUUUGGGCCCAAGGUGGCUUAUUUAGCAGUUACAUGCACUAAAAACACUGGAAUAAUACAAAAUUUAUCGAGUGUAUGUGUGCAACCGGGACGAAUGAUGUAAGUCGAGCUUUUCAACAUAUGUCGGGGUCAAAUUUUUAUGCUGACAAGCAUCGUAAGUCGGUUUUAACGUAGGUUGAGGACAUCGUAAAUCGGGGGUCCACUGUGUUUAAUACUUCGUUAUGCUAUAAUCCCAAGUCAUGCAAACUAUAAUUUUAAUAUUUCCUUCUCUUACCUUUAUAAUUUUUUUUUCAACAAACUGGCCUUACCCCACUAAGGCAGAAAGAAAAAUGAAAGUUUCUCUUCUUAAAUUUAGCAAUGUGUACAGGAGAAGAGGUUACCAGCCCCUUGCUCCUGGCAACUUGUAUAAUUUUUUUUUUAACACAUCAGCUGUUUCCCAUCAAGGCAGGGUGACCCAAAAAGAAAGGAAAAAAAACUUCCAUCAUCAUUCAACACUUUCACCAUCACUCAUACAUAAUGACUCUUUGCAGAGGCACCCAGAAAUGACAGUUUAGAUGCCUCUCCAAACUGCCAAUAUCCCAGAUAGUUCUUGUUAAUAGUUCUUGUUCUUAUUAUUUUUCCUUUCAUAUCCAUGGGGAAGUGGAAUAAGAAUCUUUCCUCUGUAAGCCAUGCAUGUUGUAAAAGUUAACUAAAAUGCCGGGAACAGUGGGCUAGUAACCCCUUUUCCCGUAUAGCCUCCUAAAAAUAAAUAUGAGUUAUUAAUUAAACUGUUAGGCUAGUUUUCUCAGUUUGUACAAUAUUAAAAAUCUUUGAAUAAAAAUGAUGUAACAUAUGACAAAUAUCAUUGUGUGUGUACUGAAAGAAGAUCUAUUCAUAAAACUAAAAAAUUUCAUCAUGCCAUAUUCAUCUCAUUUGUAUACAAUUUUUCCUUAUUCUAUUUUUAUAGCAGUAAUUUUUGUGAUUAUACUCUAUUCUUACAAAAUGUCUAAGAGAAAAUCUGCAGCAUAUUAUACUGCAUGAUAUACACUUUAUUCUGAUUCUGGCUUGUAUGGCUGAAGAGAUGAAAUGGAAGCCACUGCCACAUGCUAAUUGCAACAUCCAUUGUAAUAUAAAUCUGGUGAUUUUAUUCGUGAAAAUUUUGUUAAGUGUCAGCCAGAGUGACUUUUGUGUUGAUUUUCUUACUACAACCAAUCGUGAAUGUUCUUGAGAAGAAUUAAAGGACAAUUGUAAGAUGAAUAUCCCAAUGGCACAGGAGUUAGAGUCCCAGUUUAUUGAAGCAGUUCUUACUGCAUCAUAUUUAUAACUUUGAUCUCAGUUGAAAUAAGGGUGAAAUUCAUUAAGGAAUUCUUAAAAAUUAAAAAUAAAAUGAACUUAUGGGCAAGUCUUACUCUGUAUCAUAGAGUAGGUUUCCUAGUAGAGUAUGGUAAGCAAUUGGCACACAAACAGUGAAUCAUCAUGUAAUAUUGACCAGGUUUAUUUUUAGUUAAGCUUAUGGAGUGUUGUAGCAUUUAAGAUGCCUCAGCAGUUACGAGGUUAGAUGGUGAUGGGCAUUGGUUUUGUGUGUUGUCCUCUAUAAUUUUAGUAAGCAUGUUUAAUUUUUUCAGCACAGAUUGAUUGCUUGCUUGUAAUUGCACAUGUAUGAAUUUUUAUUUUAAAUUAUAUUUCAAGCAGACAAUAGUUUUCACUGAAAAUAAUUCCGUACUCACAUCUUUCAAAGACAAUAAAAAUUUGUUAUCAAA